UCCUUCCGGGUCAGAGCAGCAAAGCCGGAAGUGCCCGGCGGUUGCCAUGGAAACGAGCGCCGCUGCGACAACAUGGCCGGCCCCAGCUGGUUGGAGGCCUUACGUGGAGCUCGCAAGACGGCCCUCGUCAGCGAUGGCAAACGAAAAAUCCAUUACUUGUUUGCUGAUGGGAAGGAGAUGGCGGAAGAGUAUGACAUGAAGACCAACCAACUGUGCUGUAAGCCUUUCUUUCUUUGGGAUUUAAAACUUGUGAGGAAAUGGAGAGAAAAGAAUACCCUGGGUGCUUCUGGCAAUUGGCAGAUUGAAGUGGGAGAGCCAAACUUGUUUGUGCCAGCUACACUGGAUCGUGACCUCAUAAAAGAGAGUAGUAGCAAUCCUGUCUUUAUGAGAAAAGACACCAAGAGCAGUUUCCAGUGGCGGAUCCGGAACCUACCAUAUCCCAAAGAUGUAUAUAGUGUUUCAGUGGAGAAGGAUCAGCGCUGCUGUGUGGUCCGGACGACAAAUAAGAAGUAUUACAAAAGGUUCUCCAUUCCUGACCUAGACAGGUUCCAGCUACCCUUGGAUAGCACAGCUCUGAGCUUCACACAUGCCAACAACACUUUGAUCAUCACGUAUCAUAAACCAAAGGAGAUUUUGGCUGCAGAAGAGGAGCUACAAAAGGAGCUGAAGAAGAUCAAGGCAGCAAAUGAUGGAGAUGGAGAGUGCAAGACACAGUAGUCAACCAUUACAGAAUGCUUUUUUCUCCCUGUACAUAUUUUGUUACUUUUACUUUUUGCUAAACAUGUUGGAUUGAGAUACAUUUGUUUGGAAAUUAUUUGGUGAACAUCAUAUAUUCUCUACACAGACUGUUGUGUACUGUUGACACCCAGCCUGUGUGGAAAGGGACAGUUUUGUAGAGGCAAGGCUUUCAGGAAUUUACUUUCAACACUCCUGGAUGAACAAAAAGCUGUCAUAUUAGCACAAGUACCUUUAUACAUGAAUUAUUUUAGCAGUCUACAACUUGGUUUUUGACAGCCCUUAAGGAUGUGAGGAAACUUUUCAUUAAAUGGCUACAACUGCUUCUUAACCUCUAAGGGUGAUAUUGAGACAAAAGCCAAACAAAAACUUGAUGCAAAUCUCAGGUGUAUCUGCAAUUACCUUUGAAUUUACUAAAAAGAUGUUUAUACCUGAAUUUUCUCCAAAACAAAAGAUGGUAGGUUUUACUCUUUCCACCAUUUGUGUCUUAGAAAGGUGUUAUACUGUAUGUACUUGGCAUGUAAAUUGAAAGCAGGUUUUAGAACCAAAACUGUGGAUUUUGAUAUGACCCGUGGAUAAAUCAGGGAUCAUUCCACGGGGGGGGGGGGGGGGAGUGCCAGCAUGGCCUCAGCGGGCCAGUACAUUUUCCCAGCCAGGCAUUCCAGGGGGCUCUACUUAGGAAAGGUGAUGCUUCCUGUUUUGAUAAAAAUUAAAGUAUGGCAUUUUUAUUUUAAAAAGAAGCCAUCCCAUUCUCAAGAGUGGCAUGGUGAAAAGUGAGAGCUUAGUCUAUUCUGGGAGAGGCUAUAAGAUGCACUGCCUCCCCCCCUUCAAGGAAUGUACUUGUCAUCACAUUUUGAUUCUGUGUGAGUUUUCCCUCUUUCACAGAUAUGGAAAAUAUAUGAGCAUAUAAGUGUUAAGUAUCCCUUAUCUAAAAUUCUUGGGACCAGAAGAGCUUUGGAUUUUGGAAUAUUUUCAUAAACACAAUAAGAAUAUGUUGGAAAUUUGUCUGAACAUGCAAUUUGUAUAUGUUGCAUAUACACAUAGCCUGGAGUCAAUUUUAUAUACAAUAAUUUUAACAAAUUUGUGCUUGAAAUGGUUUGUGUACAUAGAAUCAUCAGAAAGCAAAGGUUUACAAGCUCAGCCACCCAUGUGGACAGUUUUGGAUUUUGAACAACCAGAUAAGGGACGCUCAACCUCCAUAAGCCAACUGCUUGCCUAUUCUAUGAGAACUAUUUUCUUGCAUCAGAGACAUACAGAAACAGAAGAUGUGCUUGCAUACCUUUGUGUGCCAGGAACCACAAUAUCUGAAAAAUUCAGGUGCAUAUGGUGCUUUUCCACCCAAUUCUACAAGCACAGUCAUUUCUCACCUCACAUGGAAAUAGCAGCUAUUAAAAUGUAAUAGCAGCAAAUAGGAUAAAUAAGUGGAAACUACAAAAAAUGUAGUAAGUAUUCUGGGUUUUUACCAUUUAAUCUCUCUUCCAGUACUGCUUUCUCCAUUCUCUGGGUAUCUGGAACUAAGAACUAUACUGUUUACCGGGGGGGGGGGGGGGGUAUUCAUUGGUCUUAGCCUUGAGGGCUAAUUUUGGAUUGUUUGGUAACAUUCUCAGUCUGUGCUGUGUGCCACCGUUAUACAUUCUGAGUGUAUAUAAAGGGAGUUCCAUUAUUACCACA
Molecule: messenger RNA, 2406 nt
Organism: Anolis carolinensis (green anole)
Lineage: Eukaryota; Metazoa; Chordata; Lepidosauria; Squamata; Anolidae
Gene: dpcd
Product: deleted in primary ciliary dyskinesia homolog (mouse)
Exons: 6
Coding region: 73-717 (214 amino acids)
Source: RefSeq, a predicted model, not a curated record